CAGCUGACGGUAUUGUUUUGAUUAGCUGGUCGGCAGACCACCCUUGCCUUCCAUUAAGAUCUAAUUUAUCAGUCUAAAGACAAAACCAUGGGGGACGAACAAGACAUAAUGUGCAAACUAGAAAACAUUAUGGAAAUACGGUAAAAAUAAAAAAUAAAGUAUAUAUAUUCUUCUUCAAAGAAACCACAUCUGGUAAAUGUAGCUGGAUGGCUCAGGAAAAGAUCAGGGAGACGAAUUGUCUCGCCAGCUGAUAUUAGCGUCUUGGCUUUGUUAUUGUGCGAGGAAGCUAGCUAUAUGUGUCGACAUAGCCUCGAGCAAGGAAUAAGACGGUACAGAUGCAGAAGAUCAAGUCUCGUCUGAAGUCAGAGUUUGAGUCCCUAGAGUCUGAGGAGAAACAUCUGAAGGAAUACAAACAGGAGAUGGACCUCCUAAUGCAGGAGAAGAUGGCCCAUGUAGAGGAGCUACGACUUAUACACGCUGAUAUCAAUGUGAUGGAGAGCACUAUAAAGCAGUCAGAGAACGACCUGAACAAGCUGCUGGAGACGACGCGGAGGCUCCAUGAUGACUACAAACCCCUGAAGGAACAUGUAGACGCACUGAGGAUGACCCUGGGCCUUCACAGACUGCCCAACCUCAACGAAGAGGAGGAGAAACUCUCCCUGGAUUACUUUGAGAAACAGAAGGCUGAGUGGCAGAAGGAGCCUCAUGAGCCCACAAUCCCAGAAUCCCUUGCAGCAGCGGCUGCUGCAGCCCAACAACUCCAGGUCUCCCGGAAACAAGACGCCCGCCAGACUGCCACUUUCAGACAACAGCCCCCUCCCAUGAAGGCCUGUCUGUCAUGCCACCAGCAGAUCCAUCGUAACGCUCCCAUCUGUCCACUGUGUAAGGCCAAGAGUCGCUCCCGCAACCCCAAGAAACCCAAGAGGAAGCCUGACGAGUAGACACACAGUAGACACACACACACAAACAUAUCUUCAUAACCUUCUCCAUGCCAUGGAACCUGCAUUUAGUAUUAACUUCAUUAUCCUAAGUGUUUUUUAAUGGUGCUAAAGUGUUGAAAUGUAAUUGGUUAAGGUUUAAUAGACCGUAACCAUGUUAUAUGCAAUAAUACAAACCAUUAUACUGUAGCUGUACCCAUGUUGUGAUUGGUUCAGGCAUUAUACAUGUAAAACUGACUGAAUGUACUUGUUACUCUGUAUUUAGUAUGUUUACAUUGCAUGAACACUUUCCAUGGCUGAGCUAUAAUGACUGUGUUGUAACUGUUUGUGAUGAUAUGAAAGUGGGUUUUAUUGUUGCAGUGUAUAACCCAGGAAGUUGUUCUAAUGUUUACUGAACACAUAAGGGACGGUCACGGACUGAGAAAACCAUGACGCUUAUUUGCUUUUAACAGUGUUGUAAUGUGAAACUUUAAUACAAGAAUUGAAAAAUAAAUGUCUGUUUUGUACUG
Oncorhynchus mykiss (rainbow trout) is the source of this 1447-nucleotide messenger RNA. The record is from RefSeq and is a predicted model, not a curated record. NCBI's taxonomy places the organism in Eukaryota, Metazoa, Chordata, Actinopteri, Salmoniformes, Salmonidae.